GUACCAGCAUGGAGGAGACGGAGAUCGCCACGGAAAAUAAAUCAAAUCCUUUUAAGUCCUUAAUAGCAGGUGGCGUGGGUGGAAUGUGCAUGGUGCUGGUUGGAUAUCCCUUGGACACAAUAAAGGUUCGCCUUCAAACCAUGCCCACGCCAUUGCCCGGUCAAUCUCCCCGAUAUAAGGGAGUGGUGGAUUGUACGGCCCGGAUCUUUCGGCAAGAGGGUUUCCGUGGAUUCUGCAAAGGAAUUUCUGCUCCCCUGAUGGCGGUGACUCCCAUCUUUGCCGUGGACUUAGCGGUCUAUGCAGCGGUAAAAAGAUUUUUCCAAAAGGACGACCGCGUAGCGAUCACCUAUCCGCAGAUCUUCAUCGCCGGAGCCGUGGCCGGAGUUUGUACGGGUCUCGUCACAGUGCCCAGUGAUCGGAUAAAGAUUCUGCUACAGACACAGUCCGUGUCCAAAGGACCACAACUCUAUCAUGGAACCAUGGACACAGCCAUAAAGCUCUAUAAGCAAGGUGGGAUUAGAAGCCUCUUCAAAGGAACCUGUGCCUGCAUUCUGAAAGAAUCGCCCACCGGAAUUUAUUAUGUGACCUACGAGUUCCUCCAGGAAUUGGCCAGAAAGAAUUCCAAGACUGGGCAGAUCAGCGCCACUUCAACAAUUCUUUCUGGCGGAACGGCUGGAAUUGUGUUUUGGACUUUGGCCGUGCCCUUCGAUGUACUUAAGAGCCGCCUACAGUCAGCACCUGAGGGCACUUACAAGCACGGCAUUCGAAGCGUUUUCAGAGACCUAAUGGCCACAGAAGGUCCCAAAGCUCUAUUCCGCGGAAGUGUACCAAUUUUACUAUUAGCCUUUCCAACCGUCGCCGCAUUUUUCUCUGGCGUGGAGCUAACCAAUGCUUUAUUAAAAUCUAAGACUUAAGGAUGUUUACC
Drosophila takahashii is the source of this 925-nucleotide messenger RNA. RefSeq names its product mitochondrial magnesium exporter 1-like. Gene Ontology annotation, cellular component: mitochondrial envelope. NCBI's taxonomy places the organism in Eukaryota, Metazoa, Arthropoda, Insecta, Diptera, Drosophilidae. Gene Ontology annotation, biological process: carnitine transmembrane transport; mitochondrial transport. The record is from RefSeq and is a predicted model, not a curated record. Gene Ontology annotation, molecular function: O-acyl-L-carnitine transmembrane transporter activity.